Molecule: messenger RNA, 2539 nt
Organism: Durotheca rogersii
Lineage: Eukaryota; Fungi; Ascomycota; Sordariomycetes; Xylariales; Xylariaceae
Product: putative N-alkane-inducible cytochrome P450
Exons: 2
Coding region: 642-2207 (521 amino acids)
Molecular function (GO): monooxygenase activity; heme binding; oxidoreductase activity, acting on paired donors, with incorporation or reduction of molecular oxygen
Source: RefSeq, a predicted model, not a curated record
GCUCCAGGCCCUUGGGUCCUUGGCGAUGGACCAGGGUGAGCUUGCUGUGAGCUCGGCCUGUCGUAUCAUUCCUGCAGUAAAUAUUAGACAAGCCUCCAAUACUCUGCGCCGAAGACCUGCCCGUCCAAAAGCCGCCCACGCGAGGCCAGGGUAAUUAUUGAGUAAGACGUCGAUGACGAUCCUCAUGUCCCAACGUAGGGAGAUACCUACCUACCUACAUGAAGUAUCCGAUACCCAGAACUGACAACGGCCGAGACGAGCUCAAUAUUGGCCUGGGGUCAUGAGAAGUCGCAACAGGGCCCUGAUUAGAGCCUGCUCGAACGCCCUUGGAGCCGGAUACCUUUUUCUCUUCUCUAUCAGCUCUUAGGGUGGCAUAGGGGGCAAGCCAUGGCCGGCACGCAAUCAGGGGGACGGAAAGACUGGAAUGCAACUUUCGGCAUUUUCAAAGCCGGGUAGUAUAGCGCGCUUACUAACAAUAGACCGGCUCAAACGGCAUAAUGAGACGAGAGGUUAAGAGAAAAAGAUCUGAGAGGCUGCAGAGAGAAGGAUGCUGUUGAGAGUCUUGUUCCUGUCCUGUUGCCGCCAACUCGCCUCCCAUCACCAGUCUACAUCCCUUGCAGUCCCAACAAACCCCUAUCAACAUGCUGCAAUACGCAAGCAGCGCGAUAAUCCUACUGGUGCUCUUUGUCGCCUGGACAUUUGCCAAGUCCAAGUUGCGGAAGCGGCGUAAUAAUGCUAAGGCCGCUGCGUUGGGAUGUCUUCCGCCGCCAGUGCUACGCAGCACGAACCUCAUCGGAAACUCCGUCCUCCGGGACUCGAUGAAGGCGACCAAGGAAGACCGCGGGCCGCAGUAUGUAGUCGACAAGAUGAAUAGCCUCUCGCUCAGUUGCCAUACCCUGAGAGCGCCUAUCAUCGACUACGAGAUCAUAGUCACGCGCGACCCGGAGAACGCCCGCGCGCUGUUCACGAGCCCCGACUUUGAUAUCAGUCACAUCCGCCAGCUCAGCUGGAUGCCCCUUCUCGGCAAGGGCAUCUUCACCAGCACCGGCGAUAUAUGGAAGCACAGUCGCGCCCUCCUGCGCCCUCAGUUCUCCCGCGAGAUGAUCAGCGAUUCCGAGCUUGAGGAGCAUCACCUCCAGAACCUCUGGAGUCGGCUGACCGUAGACGCCGAGAGUGGGUGGACGAGCAAGGUGGACCUCGCUCCGCUCUUCUUCCGAUUCACCCUCGACACAGCGACCGAGUUCAUCUUCGGCCAGUCUGCCAACUCGCUCCAACAAAACGAGCGACAGCCCCAUAGCAAGCACGGUAACAAGUCAGGGGACCUCGCCCAGCACUUCAACGCUGCCAAGGUCUGGAUAGACCAGCGUGGCGCGCUGGCCAAGUUCUACUGGCUUAUGAACAGCAAGGAGUUCAAGGAGCACUGCGCGGCGAUCCACGCCUUCGCCGACGGGAUCGUCGCGGACCGGCUGGCGCGGGCGCCCGUCGAGAAGUCGCUCGACCCCGAGCAGGGCGGCCGGUUCAACCUGCUCAACGAGCUAGCGAAAGAGACGCAGGACCCGCGCGAGCUGCGCAACGAGACGCUGCACGUGCUGAUCGCGGGGCGCGACACGACGGGCUGCCUGCUCGGGUGGGUGGUCUACUUCCUGGCGCGACACCCCAAGGCGUACGCGCGGCUGCGCGCCGCCGUGCUUGAGCAGUUCGGCGAGUGCCCGCCCGCCGAUAUCCGUGCGCUCUCCCAGGUGCCCUACCUGCAGUGGGUCAUCAGCGAGUCCCUACGCGUCGCCACCGUGAUCCCGCUCAACGAGCGCAUUGCGCUGCGCGACACGGUGCUACCGCGUGGUGGUGGGUCCGAUGGCCGUUCCCGCGUCUUCGUUCCCAAGGGCACGCAGGUCCUGAUUGCGUUAUACGCCAUGCAGCAUCGUCCCGACAUAUGGGGUCCGGACGUCGAGGUGUUCCGGCCUGAGAGAUGGGAGACGCACCGCCCGGGUUGGGAGUUCAUUCCCUUUGGCGCUGGCGCCCGCAAGUGUCUCGGUCAACAAUUUGGGCGGCAGGAAGUUAGCUACGUUAUCGCACGGUUCUGUCAAAAGUACGACCGCAUCGAGAACAUGGAGGAGGGUGAUGGCGAGAUUCGCUUACACCAUGCCAUCGAGAACCGUUCAGGCACUGGCGUUCAGGUCCGGCUCCAUGAGGUGAAGCCCUCCACGUGAAGCUGUCAUUGGUGUUUCAGCAAGUCUGCUUCCUCCUCCUAGCUCCUGUAUUUAUCUUGUUUCUUGUUAUAUAAUUCCUAAUAUCGGGACUACAAGUAAAAUAGACCAAUGAAAUAUCGAUAUGGCAUUGUGUUUGGAUUGAGAGUUGUAGUUGGGAGUACACUGGUUGACGUCGUCGUGCUUUCAACCUUUUUUAACUACCAAUCUCACCCUCAAGCAUUCUCAACCCAUGGUUAUCACUCACGAUCAGCACUGUAAAACAGCAUUCUAUUACCAAUAUUCUCACCCGAGACGUGAUACCAGUGUUUCUCUAGUCCGAGAGUAUCUCCGCU